Molecule: messenger RNA, 3188 nt
Organism: Labeo rohita (rohu)
Lineage: Eukaryota; Metazoa; Chordata; Actinopteri; Cypriniformes; Cyprinidae
Gene: pfklb
Product: phosphofructokinase, liver b
Exons: 22
Coding region: 144-2483 (779 amino acids)
Biological process (GO): fructose 1,6-bisphosphate metabolic process; canonical glycolysis; fructose 6-phosphate metabolic process
Cellular component (GO): 6-phosphofructokinase complex; cytoplasm; membrane
Molecular function (GO): monosaccharide binding; 6-phosphofructokinase activity; AMP binding
Source: RefSeq, a predicted model, not a curated record
GGAACGGACGCGCGUACGUGCGCGCGGCGCCGACAGAGUUCGUGCGCUGCGUGAGGCGAAUGUAAGCAGCUUUCACGGGAAUCAGUGCGCAGGAAACCACUCUAUUUUCCGGCGUUAAGGGCUCAUAUCUGCGAUCUUCCAUCAUGCAUGUGGACUUUGAGAAGCUGCGGAUGAGCGGCGCGGGAAAAGCCAUCGCGGUUCUGACGAGCGGCGGAGACGCGCAGGGUAUGAACGCGGCCGUUCGUGCUGUAACACGCAUGGGCAUUUAUGUGGGAGCUAAAGUCUACCUGAUUUAUGAGGGUUAUCAAGGCCUGGUGGAUGGAGGAGAUCAUAUCAAACUCGCCAACUGGCAGAGCGUCACCAACAUCAUUCAGCUGGGCGGCACAAUCAUCGGCAGCGCCCGCUGUAAACCCUUCACCACGCGCGAGGGCCGUCUGGCGGCGGCGUUUCACCUGGUCCAGCGCGGCAUCACUAACCUGUGUGUGUGCGGCGGCGACGGCAGCCUGACCGGAGCAAACAUCUUCCGCAGCGAGUGGAGCGACCUGCUCUCUGAACUCGUGCAGGAAGGCCGGAUCACGGACACUCUGGCGCAGCAGUACACGCAUCUGAACAUCGUGGGUCUGGUGGGAUCCAUCGAUAAUGAUUUCUGUGGAACCGACAUGACGAUCGGAGCCGAUUCUGCUCUGCAUCGAAUCAUGGAAGUCAUUGAUGCAAUCACCACCACCGCACAAAGUCAUCAGAGGACGUUUGUGCUGGAGGUGAUGGGACGCCACUGCGGGUAUCUGGCGGUGGUUUCCGCUCUGGCGUCUGGUGCCGACUGGCUCUUCAUCCCUGAGGCUCCGCCGGAGGACGGAUGGGAGGAUCACAUGUGCGCUCGACUAGGAGAGAGUCGCAGUAAAGGUUCCCGUCUGAACAUCGUGAUCAUCGCAGAAGGAGCCAUCGACAAACACGGCCAGCCCAUCUCCUCAAACUACGUCAAAGAUCUGGUGGUUCAGCGGCUGGGUUACGACACGAGGGUCACCGUCCUGGGUCACGUCCAGAGAGGAGGAACGCCAUCCGCCUUUGAUCGAGUCCUGAGCAGUAAGAUGGGCGUUGAGGCCGUGGUGGCGCUGCUGGAGGCGACUCCGGAGACGCCGGCGUGUGUCAUCGGUCUGUCGGGGAAUCAGGCCAUGCGGCUGCCGCUCAUGGAGUGCGUGAACAUGACGAAAGAGGUUCAGAAAGCCAUGAACGAGAAGAGGUUUGAAGAGGCCAUUCAACUGCGUGGAAAGAGUUUUGAGAACAACUGGAACACGUACAAGCUUUUAGCUCAUCAGAAACCAGCUCAGUCUAAGAGUAAUCACUCGAUGGCGAUCCUGAACAUCGGUGCUCCGGCCGCGGGGAUGAACGCCGCCGUGAGAUCCGCGGUUCGAGUGGGCCUCGCUCAGGGUCACAGGGUUUACACCGUCCACGACGGCUUCGAGGGUCUGGCCAAAGACGCGGUGACUGAGGUUCACUGGCAUGAUGUGGCGGGAUGGACGGGGCAGGGAGGCUCACUGCUGGGCACCAAACGAACUCUUCCCAACUCCUGCAUGGAGAACAUUGUGGACACUAUUGGCAAAUACAACAUCCAGUCGCUGCUGGUGAUUGGUGGAUUUGAGGCGUAUGAAGGAGUUCUUCAGCUGGUUGAAGCUCGCGGCCGCUACGAUGAGCUGUGCAUCCCCAUGUGUGUGAUUCCCGCCACCAUCAGCAACAACGUGCCGGGCACAGACUUCAGUUUGGGCGCAGACACCGCCGUCAACGCCGCCAUGGAGAGCUGCGACAAAAUCAAGCAGUCUGCGUCUGGAACCAAGCGCCGCGUCUUCAUCGUGGAGACCAUGGGCGGAUACUGCGGUUACCUGGCAACCACCACCGGCAUCGCCGUGGGAGCAGACGCCGUCUACAUCUUCGAGGAGCCAUUCAACAUCCACGAGCUGGAGACAAACGUGGAGCAUCUGACGGAGAAAAUGAAGAAUGAUAUUCAGAGAGGACUGGUGUUGAGGAAUGAGAAGUGUCACAAGCACUACACCACUGAAUUCAUCCACAAUCUUUACUCUGCCGAGGGCAAAGGCAUCUUCGACUGCAGGGUCAACGUUCUGGGUCACCUGCAGCAGGGUGGCGUUCCCACUCCGUUUGACAGGAAUUUUGGAACUAAACUGGGAGUGAAGUCAGUUCUGUGGCUCACAGAGAAGAUGAACAACACGUACAGACAGGGCCGCGUGUUUGCGAACGCUCCGGAUACGGCCUGUGUGAUCGGCAUGAAGAAGAAAGUGAUGUCGUUCAGUCCCGUCACCGAACUCAAAGCGCACACCGACUUUGAACACCGGAUGCCGAAGGAGCAGUGGUGGCUGAACCUGCGUCCCAUGUUGAAGAUGUUGGCCAAAUAUCAGACCAGCUUUGACGAGUACGUGACCGGAGAGAUCGAACACGUGACGCGUCGCACGCUCAGCAUGGAGACCGGAUUCUAAACAGACGCACGGUCUCUCCAUAAGAGGGCGCCAGUGUUAACAAACCACCUCUGAGCCAAUAAACCCUGUCAGAAACACACAGUUAUUAACCAUUAGUGUUUAUGAGCAACAUUGAUAAUGAGAACAGAUGUUGUGUUAGUGCUUCAGCCCGUCUGCUGUGCCUUUGUCUUGUAUUUAUUAGUUUUUAACACCUGGCCUGGGGUAAUAUUUCCUUCACGAUGUCAGUCUUUAUAUUUCAAUAGCUUUGCACGUUUGUACCUGAGACUAAAACGACCAAAUGGAGUUUGACUAAAAAAGAUUUCAUGUUUGUAUUUUUGGAUGAAAUUGUAAAAUGUGUUACUGAAUCAUGUUUGUGGACACAAUCGUUUCAUCUUUCUGUUGUGCGAACUAUUUUUGGCUGUUGUUUGAAUUGUUUCCCCCUGGUAUUUGUGUAUAAUAUUCGUUUUGUUUUGUAAUUAUUUGGCUGUUGUUGUUUCUUUAUUCCAGAAUCACAGAUUUGUGUCCGUUGUUGAAUUGUUACUGAAUUCUCGUGCUCUUCUCAGUAUUUUCCUCUGAGCUGACCUGUGGAAAUGCUGCCAAUUUUUAACCUGAUAUCAUGUUUACAGAUGAAUAUAUUAGAUUUGCAUGUCUAAACUUUAAAAGAUGUGCUUCUGUGAUUAAACCCUGAGCAAAUAAAUAUAGAUAUUUUCUGCUGAUUAACAACAA